AUGCUCGGCCAUCAGUCCGAGGAGGCCUACCGUCGAAGCGCUGCCAACACGCUUCCCAACGAACUCCACCACCGGGCAAGUCGUGACGAUGAUGAGAAGCCCGAAGAGACAAACCCAGAACUCAGCACCUCGUCGAUAUCCCACCAUGGCGAUGGCGAUGGCGAUGGCGCCUGGGGAGAGCGCGAUGUCGGCGGGCCUGUCGACAGGGAGGCUGCCAUGCAGGAAUUCCAAGAGCUGCAACUAGGUCUUUCACGCUUGAGCAGGGAGAGAUCGACAGCAUCAAGACCAUCUUCACGCCCGGCUUCGAGGGCAUCUCGCGCCUCUCGCGCCACCAGUGGAGGGAGACCAGAUGGCUUGUUCAAGCGCUUGUCAGUUGCCGUGAGCAACGCCAUGGGCGAUGCCAAGCCUCAGGACCAGGAGGAAUCCGAGGACGAAGGCGAUAACAGAGACGUUUCGUCCAGCGAGCGUAACAGCGGCGACGACUUUCACCUCGAGCAGUUCAUGCGUGAUGGCCAUCUCGAGAAGCGCAACGAAGCCGGCGAGUCCACCAAAAAGGUCGGCGUCGUCUUCAAGAACCUCACCGUCAAGGGCGUCAGCACCGGCGCCACCUUUGUCCGAACCCUUCCCGAAGCCAUCCUGGGCACCUUUGGCCCUGAUCUCUACCGCAUUAUCGGCAACUACAUGCCCGCUUUGCGCUUCGGCCGCCAGCCCGAGCUUCGCACGCUUCUCCACAACUUCACUGGUGUCGUCCGUCAUGGAGAGAUCAUGCUUGUCCUUGGUCGUCCAGGCAGCGGCUGCAGCACCUUCCUCAAGGUGGCCGCCAACAACCGCGGAGAUUACGCUGCCGUCGAGGGUGAAGUCCACUAUGGCGGUAUCUCCGCCGAAGAAGUAGCCAAAAAGUACCGCGGCGAAGUCGUGUACAAUGGCGAAGACGACAUUCAUCUGCCCACCCUCACCGUCGAGCAAACACUCAAGUUCUCCCUCCUCAACAAGACCAAGAAGCGCCUGCGCGGCGACGUGGAGCUGAUCAUCACCGCUCUGCUCAAGAUGUUCGCCAUGUCGCAUACCCGCCACACCAUCGUCGGUGACGCCUACGUUCGCGGCGUGUCAGGUGGCGAGCGCAAGCGUGUCUCUAUCCAGGAGUCGCUGGCGACCAAGUCGUCUGUCGUCUGUUGGGACAACUCCACCCGUGGCCUCGACGCUUCUUCUGCUCUCGACUAUGCCCGCUCGCUGCGCAUCAUGACCGACGUCAGUGACCGCACCACCAUCACCACGCUGUACCAAGCUGGCGAGGGUAUCUACGAGCUGAUGGACAAGGUUCUUGUCAUUGACGAGGGCAGGAUGCUCUACCAGGGUCCGGCGUCCAAAGCCAGACAGUACUUUAUCGAUCUCGGUUUCCACGCGCCCCCUCGCCAAACCACCCCCGACUUUUUGACCUCCAUCUGUGACCCCAACUCUCGCCAGUUCCGCCCCGGCUGGAAAGACCGCUGCCCCAAAACGGCUGAAGAACUCGAAAAGGCUUUCCUCGCCAGCGAAGCCUACCAAGACGUCCUCGCCGACGUUCGCGACUACGAAUCCCACCUCCAAGAAACCAACCACGCCGACACCCAUGCCUUUAAGGAGUCUGUUGUGUCGCAAAAGUCCCGCCGUGUCUCCAAAGAGUCCAACUACACCGUCUCUUUCUUCAAGCAAGUCGCCGCCUGCACGCGCCGCGAGGCCUGGCUGGCUUGGGGCGACAAGCAGGAACUGCGGACCAAGUUCUUCAUCAUUAUUGGCUGCGCUCUUGUCGUCAGCUCUCUGUUCUACGAUUCCCCCUUGGAUACUUCCGGCGCUUUCAUGAGAGGCGGUACCACCUUCUACAGCAUCAUCUUCCUCGGCUGGCUCCAGAUGGGAGAGCUGAUGAAGGCUGUCAGUGGACGGGCGGUGGUGGAAAGGCACAAGGCGUAUGCUUUUUACCGACCAUCGGCUGUUAAUCUCGCUCGCGCAAUUCUCGAUUUCCCCUUGUUGCUCAUCCAGGUCAUCGUCUUCAGCUUGAUUGUCUACUUCAUGACGGGGCUGGACCGCGACCCGGGCAAGUUCUUCACCUACGUCCUCUUGAUCUUCACGACCACGUACUGCCUGACCGCCUUGUAUCGCAUGUUUGCUGCUCUAAGUCCCACCAUCGACGACGCAGUGCGGUUUGCCGGGCUGGCUCUCAACUUGAUCGUCAUGUACUGUGGCUACGUCAUCGCCAAGCCCGUCAUGCUCGGCCAGAAGAUCUGGUUCGGCUGGUUGUACUAUGUCAGUCCUGUCGGCUACUCGUUUGAGGCCGUCCUGACCAAUGACUUCCACGGAAGGCAGAUGCAGUGCUCGCCGGGUAUGUUGGUGCCCCAGGGCCCUGGCGUCCAGCAGCAGAAUCAGGGAUGCACGCUGCCGGGUGGUAUGCCGGGGGAUGACACGGUGAACGGGGAUGCCUAUCUCGCCCAGCAGUUCCAGUACACGAGGGGACACUUGUGGAGGAACUGGGCGGUCAUCAUUGCCUUUUCUGUACUCUAUCUGCUGGUUACCGUGUUGGCGACUGAGAAGCUGUCCUUUGUUGGUGGUGGCGGCGGCGCGCUGGUGUUCAAGAAGACUUCCAAGGCCAAGAAGAACUUGACGCUCGGCAACCAAGGCCAGCAUGACGAAGAAAAGGGCAGCUCGAGGGGCUCCUCUACCGACGAUAUCGGCAAGAAAACGCCCCAGGGCCCAUCUCGCAAGGAUAUGGAUGGCACCAUCGAAAAGUCCCAGAAGGUCUUCACGUGGGAGAAUGUCACUUACACCGUUCCCACGCCCCAAGGCCCCAAGCGUCUGUUGAACAACGUCACUGGCUACGUCAAACCAGGCGUCAUGGUCGCGUUGAUGGGUGCCUCGGGAGCCGGCAAGACGACCCUUCUCAACACGUUGUCUCAGCGCCAAACCGUUGGUGUCGUCACUGGCGAUAUGCUCGUUGACAGCAAGCCCCUUGGACCCGAAUUUCAGCGCAGCACCGGCUUUGUCGAGCAAAUGGACCUGCACGAUGAGUCCACCACCAUCCGUGAAGCCCUCGAAUUCUCGGCCCUCCUGCGCCAAUCCCGCGACACUCCCCGGGCCGAAAAGCUUGCAUACGUGGAUAGCAUCAUCAACCUCCUUGAGCUGGAAGAGAUUCAAGACGCCAUCAUUGCUUCCCUGGGAGUCGAGCAGAAGAAGCGGUUGACCAUUGGUGUUGAGCUGGCCGCCAAGCCUUCGCUCUUGCUGUUCCUUGACGAGCCCACCAGUGGCUUGGAUUCGCAGUCGGCCAUGUCCAUCGUCCGCUUCCUGAGGAAGUUGUGUGCGGCUGGACAGGCCAUCAUUUGCACCAUCCAUCAGCCCAGUUCCGAUCUGAUCCAGGAGUUUGACAAGAUCCUGGCCCUGAACCCUGGCGGUAAUGUCUUCUACUUUGGUCCCGUUGGCGAAAACGGCUCUUCGGUCGUCAACUACUUUGCCGCUCGGGGUGUCGAGUGUCCGCCGGGCAAGAACGUGGCCGAGUUCCUUCUCGAGACCGCCGCGAAGCCGCACAAACGAAAGGGUGAGGAUGGGAAGAGCAGGAGGAUUGUUUGGGCGACGGAGUGGAAGGAGAGUGAAGAGUACCGUCAAGUCCUUACCGAGAUCAGCCAGAUCAAGAAAGCCCGGGCCUUGGCCAACCAACUUAGCCUCGCCAACGACCAAGCUCAGCCUGUCCAGCACGAGUUCGCAGCGCCCAUUCCCACGCAAGCCUGGCUCCUUACCAAGCGCAUGUUCAUCCGCCAAUGGCGCGACCCCUCGUACCUCUACGGCCGUCUGUUCAUUUGCUUGAUCAUGGGCAUCUUCAACGGCUUCACCUACUGGAAGAUUUCGUCUCCACACUAUUCCCGCCCGCUCUCCCUCACCGACCUCCAAAACACCCUCUUCACGGCCUUCCUGAUCAUCAUGAUCCCCAGCACCGUCCUCAACGCCGUCCUGCCCAAGUUCUACAUGUCCCGCUCUCUCUGGGAAGCGCGCGAACACCCGUCCCGCAUCUACGGCUGGGUAGCCUACUGCACCGCUGAGAUUCUCUCGGAGAUCCCUGGCUCGGUCGUGGCUGGCACCAUUUACUUUUUGGCAUGGUAUCUCCCUACCGGCUUGCCCCGCGGUGCUGGCUCCACCGAGUCAGAGUCAGCAGUCUACGUCUGGCUGAUGAGCGUCGCCUUCAUGGUCUUCAUUGCUAGCUGGGGCCAGUGGAUUUGCGCUUUUGCUCCCUCUUUCACCGUCAUCACCAACGUUUUGCCGUUCUUCCUUGUUAUCUUUUCACUGUUUAACGGCGUCGUGGUGCCGUGGCAACAGAUGAACGUUGCAUGGAAGUGGUGGUUGUACUACAUCAACCCGGCGACGUACUGGAUCGGCGGCAACAUGGCUGCCGUCCUUCGAGGACAGACUGUCCACUGCGCUGAUAACGAGAUGGCUGUGUUCCGCCCGCCGGUGGGAGAGUCGUGCCAGAGCUUUGCGGGUACUUGGUUGUCUGAUGUGGGCAAGGGGUACUUGACGACAAUAGGAGUUGGUAACGAUGGCGGGUUUGAGUGUGGGUAUUGUCCGUAUGCGGACGGCGAGGAGUACUUGGCCAGUCUGAACGUGAAGUCGAGCCAGAUGUGGAGGAACUUUGGUAUUUUUGCGGCGUUUUGUGUCUCUAACUGGGCGCUCGUGUACUUCUUCAUCUACACUGUCAGAGUCAAGGGGUGGUCAUUCGGCUUUGGCUUUGUGGCAAGCGUUGUGGGAGCGGUGGUUAGCACUGUGAAGGAGAGUGUGGAGGGUCUGUUUGGGAAGAAGGAGGAGAAGGAGGAAAAGAAGUGA
Neurospora hispaniola is the source of this 4839-nucleotide messenger RNA. Its product is annotated as ABC-2 type transporter-domain-containing protein. The record is from RefSeq and is a predicted model, not a curated record. Gene Ontology annotation, cellular component: membrane. Gene Ontology annotation, biological process: transmembrane transport. The transcript is spliced from 2 exons. Gene Ontology annotation, molecular function: ATP hydrolysis activity; ATP binding; ABC-type transporter activity. NCBI's taxonomy places the organism in Eukaryota, Fungi, Ascomycota, Sordariomycetes, Sordariales, Sordariaceae. The coding region runs from base 1 to 4839 and encodes 1612 amino acids.